This is a messenger RNA of Larimichthys crocea (large yellow croaker), 3078 nucleotides long. RefSeq lists its product as uncharacterized. The record is from RefSeq and is a predicted model, not a curated record. Gene Ontology annotation, cellular component: T cell receptor complex. Gene Ontology annotation, biological process: positive regulation of T cell receptor signaling pathway; negative regulation of receptor recycling. Bases 194 to 1006 code for a protein of 270 amino acids. NCBI's taxonomy places the organism in Eukaryota, Metazoa, Chordata, Actinopteri, Sciaenidae. The transcript is spliced from 6 exons.
AAUGAGGUUGCAUUGUUUCCUGUUUGUAACUGUAGAGCAGCCAGUUUUCAAAGUGCUGUGAUAAGACGUAACUAAGGCGAGGUAAAAAUAGACUACAGUGGAGCACACCUCACUGACUGAACACUGUGAUGCCCCGCAGCCUGAGAGCACUCGUGUCAGACAGACAACCUGUUUUGUUCAAGACGGCUGGAAUAUGUCAGGGUGUCAAUAUGAAGUGGUCGGUCUGGCGUUGGUGACUCUGGCCUUGUUGAUCUCUUUGUGCAUCAAUGUCAUCCUCUGCAUCAGACGGAAAGCCAUUUUGAGAGGAGAUGAGUGCUGCUACCCACACAUUCAUGAUACAGAAAGUACAUCACAUAAUGAAGGACAUUAUUUUCAUAACUUCAAUGAUGACGAGCCGCAGGAAAAUCACCACAAUCAUGACGAGCAGCAGGAAAAUCCGAUCUAUGGCAACAUUAAUGCAGAUAGAAGAGGUUCUGUAGAGGUUUGCUAUGAGAUGAUGACUGUGCAACACGCGAGAGAUCGCAUGAAGUCUGUAGACCCUGACCUGAAUUACGCCUCACUGGAUCUUAAAGUGGCAAACAAACACAAGAAGAAGAAUCGGCAUCAGCAAAGCCACGCUCAGGGACGAAACAAACUGCAAGAUCAGGUGCCUGUCCGCCUCACACCCCCUGUGAACGCUUUCUUGGAGGUGGAAGCAGACGUGGACGCUCAGCUUCCUUCCAGAGACACCAGCACCAUGGUUUCACACAGCAGCAUCUACCUGAACAGUCAGCAGAUAGCCCAAGAGACAGUGGACAUGGGAAGAGAAAGGGAGUUGGAGAACGCGGGUUGGGAAGACAGUGCAAGUAGAGAAUGGGAGGGAGAGGCAGAGAGCAUGGGAAGAAAAGAUAGACACGGUCGUAGUAAUGGGAGUGUACGUACUCAGCUGUUAGACGUAGAGGCCAUUCACAGUGUCACAGAUCAUUUCAUCAGCAGCUUUAACCACAACAGUGUCCAACAAGAUUAGGCAGACGUCGUGUUAAGACUGUUAUGUUACUUCAAACUGUUCAGAACCGAACCGGCAAUAAAAGCCACCAUCACUGUGCCUGCAAGAAUGAAAACAAUGUCACAUUCGAUAUUCAGAGAGCUUUGCAGUUGAGCAAUUUCCUCUGUGAUGCAACAAACUACCUCUUGAACUCUCCCCACUGAGCAACUGAGGAACAAAAGGUGCACGUCUCAGCGCAGAGGGUGUAAUAAAUGUAGAGAAUAUAAAGAGAAAAGGAAACUGUGCGUGUGACAUUUAGAGGUCAAGGGCUACGUGGAAAAAAUGUAAUGUAAAAAAUUUGCUGCCAAAGACGAGGAAAACAUCAAAUCAUCACAGGACACGGAAGAUCUUUCACUGUUUUGAUGUCUCAGACAGAAUCGACAGAUGUCUCAUAGAAAGGUGUGAAGGAAAAAGAACUCUUUACAUUUGUUUUCCACGCUGUGGGCGUUGACCAAGUCUCAGAGAUGGCUCUCUUGAUUAGGUGCACAUGCCUGAGCACACGUGAAUCUGUUUGUCAGGCAUGUUAUGACUGGAGAUCAAAUUAACAUAAAGAUCAAAUUAUGGUCAAGAAAGUAAAAAAGGAAGUUACUGUAAAAAAAACAUAUAUUUUCCCUGUGGGCACGUUGUUAUGUAAAUGCAACCCACGGAGGACUUUCCCCUUCAAAGCUAUGAAAAUGGUUAUUAGCUUUAUAAUCUACUGCACUUAUGAGCUAAUGUGGCGUCUGCUUAAAUGAUGAUUUUGCUCUCUGUAAUCCCCACUUGGGAAGGAUAAUUCACUGCCGCACUUUCCACUGAGGGGACGGAGCUCUGCAGUCAGAGGUCUACAGCCCACUAACUGUUUGUUGACAGUUUUUCAAUAGCUGACUGUGGCCUACUUCUGCUCUAUGGAUUAAUUUCUGGCUUCAGGCACUUUGGUUCUAACUGUUGCGCACACACAGAACAGGAAAGCAACGUAAAGGGACACUCACAAGUAACAGGGCACUGUUGUAACUGUUAAAUCUUGUUAUAAAAAACCUGCAAAUAUUCGUAUUACAAAAUAUGUAUUGCUUCAUUACUCCUGUGUAACGUUAAAGCUGUGAUUAGUAGCAUUUUAUUAAAUUAAUGAGUGUUUAACACACUGUAACAGUCUCUUCGAUACAUUUUUCAUUGCCGAUCAGCUGGAUUGCACAGGAUGUUUCCAUGGUUGCUUUAGGUGACAUAAUAAAAGGGAUACUUUUUUUCAUCUUUGUUCAAACAGAGUCAUCGUUCUUAAGGUUUCUUGCGAUGACAGACGGUGGAAUGAUGAAAGUCAAAAGGAAAAAUCUCUUUCCAAAAACACUGCAAUGAUACGAUAUGUUCACAGUUUGCAGUUCUGUCUCAAAACAACAGUCAGGUACUUGUGAACAUGGACAUGAACAGGUUUUGCAUACUGGAAUCACUGAUGUUUACUGGUGAUAAAAUAAUCCCUGAACAAAAUUCUUGUUCCAGUCCAUGUUAUGUGCAAAAAUAAGAUAUUUACCCAAAGCUAAUAUGCAGAUUCAGCAGUCUGAGCUGAAACAGAUCAAGUGGUUAUCUUACAUAGUUACUGUUUGUUCAAAACUAAAUCCCAUCUUUGCUUGACAGCUUUUUUUUUGUUUUUUUGGCUGAGCUGCAGUGGAGAAAAAUAUAAACUAAAAAGACUUGAUUUGUUAACUUCAGACUGCUGAAGUCUCUGAUUCUCUUUGGAGAAAUUUAAAAUUCAUUUUUACAUGACCCACAUCCCCCCAUCACUUGUAUUACAUUUAGUCAUUCAGCAGACGCUUUUAUGCAAAGCCACUUACAGAGAAGGGAACAACUGACAGUAUAUAGAAGAGAGCUCUUAUGAACAGGAGGAAUAAAUACAGCAAGCAAAAACUGUUCAUACGGGCACCACACCACUGUUCAGAAAAAAUAAGAAACCUAAUGUGUAGGCAUGCUCUUACAAGCCUGAAUGCGGCUCAGAAUGAUCAUCAAGUGAUACAUCUACAAUGUCAUGUGUCUAUUAUAAAAUAUUGUGGCUAUAAUGUACUUUUAAUAAACUACCCCUUUCUUCUUUA